Messenger RNA from Cydia pomonella (codling moth), 1066 nucleotides. RefSeq lists its product as uncharacterized. Gene Ontology annotation, cellular component: membrane. Lineage: Eukaryota; Metazoa; Arthropoda; Insecta; Lepidoptera; Tortricidae. The transcript has 3 exons. The coding region runs from base 118 to 558 and encodes 146 amino acids. The record is from RefSeq and is a predicted model, not a curated record. Gene Ontology annotation, biological process: sensory perception of taste.
ACAUGCUGAACUGUUUUUACUACUGACCUUAUGUGCAUUAAAAACAAAUAUACUUCAUCAAAUAACCCGGCAUAUUCAUAAGGAUUAAUUAUUUUGAACUAUAUUUUAUUUAAGAUAAUGACGAUGUUGUUGGCAUCUGGGCUAUCGACGAUAAUCUUGUUAAAAUACGCAUUCUCAAUUUUUCAAGCGAACGAAGAGUCAAAAGAUGUGAGUUUGUUGUUACUGGUAUACAUCUUUAUCAGAUGUUUGAAGUACACGAUUUUGGUGAUCAUACCGUGUUACUACUCGAGCAAGACCACAACGCAAGUCUCCAUCAUACGGAAAACUCUUCACGAUGCCCUAAACAAUGAUCACCAAUGCUUGUUACGUACCGUAUUUGUUUCAGAUAAAAUAGAUUGUCGCCGUCUGAAGGCGUUUUUCCAGCUGACACGUGACAGUGAGUUCGCGUAUGCGCUAUGGGGUGUGAUCAAUCUCAACAUGUCGCUGCCGCUCAGCUACAUCAGCCUCUGCACCACCUACUUAGUCAUCAUCAUACAGUUCUCCAAGUUCAUUGACUAAUGCUGUCAGAUAGCGACUAAGUGCUUACCGUUGGAUAAGAUGUAAUCAACUUCAAGAUAUCGCUACCGCUCAACUACUUAUACAUCAGCCUCUGCACCACCUACUUAGUCAUCAUCAUACAGUUCUCCAAGUUCAUUGACUAAUGCUGUCAGAUAGCGACUAAGUGCGUACCGUUGGAUAAGAUGUAAUCAACUUCAACAUGUCGCUGCCGCUCAACUACAUCAGCCUUUGCGCCACCUACUUAGUCAUCAUCAUACAGUUCUCCAAGUUCAUUGACUAAUGCUGUCAGAUAGCGACUAAGUGCGUACCGUUGGAUAAGAUGUAAUCAACUUCAACAUGUCGCUGCCGCUCAACUACAUCAGCCUCUGCACCACCUACUUAGUCAUCAUCAUACAGUUCUCCAAGUUCAUUGACUAAUGCUGUCAGAUAGCGACUAAGUGCAUACCGUUGGAUAAGAUGUAAUCAACUUCAACAUAUCGCUACCGCUCAACUACUUAUACAUCAGCCU